Caenorhabditis angaria is the source of this 2425-nucleotide messenger RNA. Lineage: Eukaryota; Metazoa; Nematoda; Chromadorea; Rhabditida; Rhabditidae. The record is from the annotation of a GenBank genome assembly.
AUGCCUAAGCAAUUGAGACAAGUAAGCGUCAAAAAACUGGUAAAAGAUGUGUUGCCAGAGGUGGAUUAUUUGCAUAAUCCGAAACAAGAUAUAGCUCCCGAUUCCACUGAACAUUUCUAUUUUGAGUUGCUUAGUGAGGCUGAUCUUAAGUGAGUGAAGAAAAACAAACAGAUUUGAUUAUGAAGCAGUGUGUUUUAGAUUGACCGAAUCGGAUAAUGAUCGAACUGAUGAUGAUGAAACCAUUGAUAUUGAAAAUGUUGAUUCGGAUGUUCCACAUCGAACAGAAGUUGAUUCAAUGGUGGCUGCAACAGAUAUUGUAUCAAUUAUGACACGAUCUACAGAUGCAACUGAUGAGGAAAAUGAUUUUUGGACGAGUUUGAAGAGGUUUGUAAACAUCUAUUGAUUUCUGACCACUUCUGUGAGAAUCUUAUGAAUCCCAGGAGAAUUUCUAUGGAACAAAGUUUGUUUCUGUACAGUUUUUCACACUGAAAAAGAUCAUGUUUUUAGUUUUUGCAAAGCGACUCUCUGAAGAGCCCAAAAUGAGCCAGAAGUUGAGAAUUUUCUGAAAAAUCCCGUUUUUGAGAGCCCGUAACUGAUGCUAGAAAAAUUUGUCUCCUGAACAUCGCUUCAGGGGCGAAAUUUUCAGAAAAUUCUCAACUUUUGGCUCAUUUUCGGGCUCAGCAAAAACGGAAAACAUGUUCUUUUUCAGCAUGAAAAACUGUGCCUCAUUAAAAUUCCCCUCGUGAGGAUAGAUUUUGAAAUAUUUUGAAAAAUAGUUCCACAAAAAUGUCAUUUUCAGAAUGGCAAGCCAGCAAUCACAACAACACUUGAAGUUGCUCGAAGUUAUAUUUGAUUUGAUCAAAUCUCAAUACCUUUUUGAGAGUUCACCAUCUGCUAAAUAUGUUGAUAUGUAAGAAUUUAGUGUUUUUUAAACUUCAAUAUAUGAAAUUUUCAGAAAAGUUGCAAUGAUGAAUGUGACGCAAGAAAAUGCCCAAAGGUUGUUACAUUAUUCAACAUUUUAUUCUGCUCCACAUAGAGAUGCGUGUUUAUGGGUUCACAGAUCUUUGGUUGAAAAUCUACCUAUUCACUUCUUGGCCCCAUAUUUGACGUUGUUGAGAUUCGCAAAAUCGCUGGUUAGUUAUCUGGGAAGAAUUUGGAUAUGAUGAUUUUUUUACAGAAUCCAUCUUUAAUCGAAUAUAUUGUAAAGCAUCAGAUGGAUUCACUGACUUGGGGAAAAGUUUCGAAUAUUAUUAUGAAUUUUGUUUCCAAAAAUAGUGAAGAUUUGGAUGAAGAUCCUAUUGAUCCUGAAGUCAAGAAAAACUGGAAAAAGGAUGUUAUAUUUCUACUUUUAUUGCCAAAUUCAAAGUCCAACAAAACACUUUUCCAAUGGCUCGAAAAAUUUGGACACCCGAAGUCAGAAUUUAUUCAACCUGAAAUCGGAGAUAGUCAUGAAUCAGCAAUGGUGAUUGGGAAUAAGUUCAUCGACAAAAUUUGUGGGAAGGUAAUUUUUGAGAAAGAAAAGAAGCAAAACAUUAUUUGAAUUUUUUUUAGAUCGAGCAAAAAAAUCGAGAACAUGUUGAUACGAGAAUUGUGCUGGUUGGACAUGGAUGGACCACUUUUGCAGCACAUUUUGCAGCCAAUCUUGUCCAAGGAAUCUCAGCGAUCAUUUCACUUGGGUUUCCAGUUGUUGGGAAAUUUGGUGUGCGUGGUGGAAUUGAUGAUUGCAUGUUGAGAACAUAUUGCCCAACGCUUUUUGUUGUUGGAUCGGAAGGCAAGCAUUUCGAGAAAUCUGCGAUGGACAAAUUGAGAUCGGGGAUGCAACGUAAGUUAACUUUCUAUGAAACCCUGUAUUCUUUCUGAAACCCUGUAUUUUCAAGCAGAAUUAUGUUUUCUUUCUAAAUCUAAAUAUUUUUAAUUUCAGAUUUCACUGGACUUGUCAUUUUGAAUCAUGCUAGUGAUGAUCUCAUCGUAUCGUCAAGAAUUCUUUCCCGUUUCGGAAUGACUCAAAAUGCAGUAUUCCGCAUGAUUUUUGAUAAAAUAAUCGAAUUUCUCGAUUUGGAUUCCACUCAUUGCGAUCGAUCGAAAUUGAAGCCAAUGGAUUCGAAUAAUGUUUGGCAAGCUGAUCCGGAUAAUUUGAAAAAAGAUGAUAGACCGUCGAAACUCAUGAAACCAGCGGAACAAAAGAUUGUGCAUGCAAAACCAGCAAAUGAUGAAGUAGUUUCGAAAAAACGGAGAGUGUGAGUUGUUCUUCAAAUAAUCUGAAUCUCAUUUUCAUUUUGUUUUUUCCAGAGAUCAGGUUUCGGAAUCUGGCGAUCAUCCAUCUCCAAGUUCUUCACGCAGAUAUUCUCUUCGAUCAUCUGCAACUCAAAAAUAUGGCCUCUCCGAUUCUGGCGCAUCACAAACAACUCAAGAUUCUACAAAGUGA